ACAUCGCAGCUAGGUCGUUUAACGGUAUUUUCCUUCGCAGUGACGGUAUGGGAAACCGUAGCAGUUCAAGGGCUAAUCAUGACAAUGAGGGUCAGCCACCGGAGAGCGAAAGCGCCGAAGAUCGAGUUCUGCCACGCCCACCACAUUGUGACACCGAGGAUUUCAAGAUCGACAUGGUGCCUUUGUCCGAUUGUGCAGUGCAAGUUGUGGUCCAUGAAAAUUGGAAGUCAGUACCGUCCAAUCAGCCUAGAGACGGCGACAUUGUGUCAUUGUGGUCAGUUAUGUCCAAUAAAGGAGAUGGGUUCCUACAGGUGACCAACGUGAAAGUGGACCCGGACAAAGACGACGAAAUUUACUUGGCAGAGCAAUUUUCCUGCAGUUUCUCGGGAGAGAGAUUUUCCUACAGAUGUGCCAUCGUAUGUACCGUAUAGCUAAAAAAAAACACGACUAUUGGUACGCGUAUGAUUGAUAACUGAUUUAAUUCUC
Lingula anatina is the source of this 486-nucleotide messenger RNA. RefSeq lists its product as uncharacterized. The record is from RefSeq and is a predicted model, not a curated record. NCBI's taxonomy places the organism in Eukaryota, Metazoa, Brachiopoda, Lingulata, Lingulida, Lingulidae.